Molecule: messenger RNA, 1678 nt
Organism: Gavia stellata (red-throated loon)
Lineage: Eukaryota; Metazoa; Chordata; Aves; Gaviiformes; Gaviidae
Gene: MEF2D
Product: myocyte enhancer factor 2D
Exons: 10
Coding region: 89-1657 (522 amino acids)
Biological process (GO): cell differentiation; positive regulation of transcription by RNA polymerase II
Molecular function (GO): protein dimerization activity; DNA-binding transcription factor activity, RNA polymerase II-specific; RNA polymerase II cis-regulatory region sequence-specific DNA binding
Source: RefSeq, a predicted model, not a curated record
UCUUUAAUGAAAGCGUUUUAAAAGGGGGUUACUUUUCCCCUCCCCUCAACCGAAGUCGUCCCGGGUGCGGUGAGGAUUUCCGGAGAAGAUGGGGAGAAAAAAGAUCCAGAUCCAGCGGAUCACGGACGAGCGCAACCGGCAGGUGACCUUCACCAAGCGCAAGUUCGGCUUGAUGAAGAAAGCCUACGAGCUGAGCGUCCUCUGCGACUGCGAGAUCGCCCUGAUCAUCUUCAACCACUCCAACAAGCUGUUCCAGUAUGCCAGCACCGACAUGGACAAGGUGCUGCUCAAGUACACCGAGUACAACGAGCCCCACGAGAGCCGGACCAACGCAGACAUCAUCGAGACGUUAAGAAAGAAAGGUUUUAACGGCUGUGACAGCCCGGAGCCCGACGGCGAUGACUCCAUAGACCAGAGCCCCUUGAUGGAGGAUAAAUACCGUAAAGGCAGCGAGGAUCUGGAUAUCCUGUUCAAGCGAUACGGUUCCGCAGUGCCCGCUCCGAACUUCGCCAUGCCCGUGACGGUGCCGGUGACCAACCAAAACACGCUGCAGUUCAGCAACCCGGGCAGCUCGCUGGUGACCCAGUCCCUGGUGACCUCCUCGCUGACGGACCCCCGGCUCCUUUCGCCGCAGCAGCCGGCGCUGCAGAGAAACACCGUGUCCCCGGGGCUGCCGCAGAGGCCGGCCAGCGCAGGGGCGAUGCUUGGGGGAGACCUGAACAACACGAACGGAGCCUGCCCGAGCCCCGUGGGAAAUGGCUACGUGAGUGCCAGAGCCUCUCCGGGUCUCCUUCCCGUGUCCAACGGCAGCAGCUUGGGCAAGAUCAUCCCGGCCAAGUCCCCGCCACCGCCCUCCCACAGCACGCAGCUCGCCACCAACAGCCGCAAGCCGGAUUUACGCGUGAUCACCUCGCAGAGCGGGAAGGGGCUAAUGCACCAUUUGACGGAGGACCACUUGGCUCUGCAGAACACGCAGCGGUUAGGUGUCUCCCAAGCAACUCACUCUUUAACCACACCGGUUGUUUCUGUGGCUACUCCGAGUUUGCUGACGCAGGGGCUGCCGUUCUCUGCCAUGCCCACAGCCUACAACACAGACUAUCAGCUGACGAGCGCUGAGUUGUCUUCGCUGCCAGCGUUCAGCUCACCCGGCGGGCUGUCCCUUGGCAACAUCUCUGCCUGGCAGCAGCAGCAGCAGCAGCAGCAGCAACAGCAGCAACAGCAGCAGCAACAGCAGCAGCAGCAGCAGCAGCAGCAACAGCAGCAGCAGCAGCAGCAGCAGCAGCAGCAGCAGCAGCACCUGGUUCCCGUAUCGCUAGGAAAUUUAAUACAAGGGAGUCACUUGUCCCACACCACCACUUUGACUGUCAACACCAACCCCAACAUCAGCAUCAAGUCGGAGCCCGUCUCGCCCAACCGGGAAAGAAACACUGCCACCCCGCUCAGCACCUUCCCCCACCAGCCCCGGCACGAGCCCACCGGCCGCUCGCCCGUCGACAGCCUCAGCAGCAACACCAGCUCCUACGAAGGCAGCAGCGAGCGGGACGAUCCCGCCCGCCCCGAUUUCGGCUCAUCCCUGGGCCUCCUGCGACCCACCAGCGAGCCCGAGGGGGAGAGCCCCUCCGUAAAGCGCAUGCGGUUGGAUACCUGGGUCACAUAACGGGUCCCCGCCGUCCCUGGG